UCUUCGCCCUUCAAAUUUAUUAACUUGUUUCUCGAAUGCUCAUUUUUUCUUUUCUUCUUUGUUGUUGCUUUAGGUCCGAAGGUGGGUGCAAAUCUGGGCGACUAUUCGGCGCCGUCGAGCACAUCCCAAUUGGACCCGACAAAUCAGGCGUCGAGGACCUCUUGCAUAAGCUCAAGCCCCUCCCUGAACUCGAGCCUGCUGGGCCUGAACUGCCUGAACACUGGAAGGACGAACUUCACCAACAAGCAGCUGACCGAGCUGGAAAAGGAGUUCCACUUCAACAAGUAUCUGACGAGGGCGCGGCGCAUCGAGAUCGCUUCUGCGCUCCAGCUGAACGAAACCCAGGUGAAGAUAUGGUUCCAGAACAGGAGAAUGAAGCAGAAGAAGAGGAUGAAGGAGGGAUUGAUCCCGGCCGACUCUACAGCCGCCGCCGCCGCCUCAAAUCUGAGCAUCGCAAAUUCCCCGAACGGCAACCUGAACCAACCGGAGAGCAACGAGAACAGCAGGGAAUCCAAUUAAGCAGCCAAAGAAUUUUUAUUUUAUUUCCAAUUAAACAGUUAGAUAUUAAGAAAUGAUGAUUAUUGAUGAUGAUGAAGACGACAACAGUUCCCGAAGACGCGUCUUGGAGGGGGAUGAUGAGAUUCACGAUUAUUUAUAAUAUAAUAUUAUCGAUCCGUGUUAAUUUAUAUAAUUGUACAAUAUGUAAAUAGGUGUGUGUAUGGUAGUUGAGUCGCUCAGGGAAUGCAUUUCAAAUGGAUGUGUAACCAAAAUCAUGUUUAAACAUUUAACAAAACGCAAGUUAUUCGUCUAAAAUAAUAAAUAAAUAAAUAAA
Messenger RNA from Nicrophorus vespilloides, 832 nucleotides. Its product is annotated as homeobox protein Hox-A1-like. Gene Ontology annotation, molecular function: DNA-binding transcription factor activity, RNA polymerase II-specific; RNA polymerase II cis-regulatory region sequence-specific DNA binding. The record is from RefSeq and is a predicted model, not a curated record. Gene Ontology annotation, cellular component: nucleus. The transcript has a single exon. NCBI's taxonomy places the organism in Eukaryota, Metazoa, Arthropoda, Insecta, Coleoptera, Silphidae. The annotation marks the transcript as partial. Gene Ontology annotation, biological process: regulation of transcription by RNA polymerase II.